Eimeria tenella is the source of this 498-nucleotide messenger RNA. RefSeq lists its product as uncharacterized. The transcript has a single exon. The record is from RefSeq and is a predicted model, not a curated record. Bases 1 to 498 code for a protein of 165 amino acids. NCBI's taxonomy places the organism in Eukaryota, Apicomplexa, Conoidasida, Eucoccidiorida, Eimeriidae.
AUGUCACUGCAGCAAGGUUAUAAGGAAGCAGAAUUGAAUCAGGAGCUGCAGCAGCAGCAGAUGCAGCAGCUAUACCUUGAGCACCAGCAGCACUUGUCGCAGCAGCAGCAGCACCUCAACCAACAGCAGCAGCAGCAGCAGCAACUUACGCAGCAACAGCAUCUCGCGCAGCAGCAACAGCAGCAACUUACGCAACAGCAACAGCAGCAUCUCACUCAGCAGCAGCAGCAGCACCUAACGCAGCAGCAGCAGCAGCAUCUCACGCCGCAGCAGCAGCAGCACCUCACUCAGCAGCAGCCUAAAGUCGACCAGCAUGCUGCAGUGGGAGACCAUCAAGGGUCUGCUGCUGCUGCCGUUGCUGCACAGCCCGUUGCUGCCCACCCGCAGCAGCAGCAGCAGCAGCAGCAGCAGCAAGGGGGGCCCCCGGGGGGCCCCACUGGCGGCACUCUUAACGGAGGAGAGCUGCAGUCGGUCUGGAGUGGCUGGGCCAAUCGCUAG